Molecule: messenger RNA, 2576 nt
Organism: Aedes aegypti (yellow fever mosquito)
Lineage: Eukaryota; Metazoa; Arthropoda; Insecta; Diptera; Culicidae
Gene: fu
Product: serine/threonine-protein kinase fused
Exons: 4
Coding region: 176-2557 (793 amino acids)
Biological process (GO): protein phosphorylation
Cellular component (GO): cytoplasm
Molecular function (GO): ATP binding; protein kinase activity
Source: RefSeq, a predicted model, not a curated record
GAUUUUCGAACACCGCCGGCGAGUGACCGAUUGUUGAUGUUUUUAUUUGACUUUUAUGUUUUUUUUUCUGUCAACCAUCUGUAGAGCUUCAUUUUACUUGUUGAACAGUCUGUUUUGGGAAAUUGAAAAACCGUGAGUGAAAGUGUUAAGAUCUGUGAUUGAGUUUAGAUUUACGAUGGACAAAUAUUCCAUCAGUAAUUUGGUGGGUGAAGGAUCGUUUGGAAAAGUGUACAAGGCGAUCGACAAGCAGAACAAAACAACCGUAGCCCUGAAAAUCAUCAGCAAGAGAGGGCGAUCAGGCCGGGAACUGAAAGGACUUCGUGGAGAAUGUGAAAUACAAAGAAACCUGCAACACCCGAACAUCAUUCGCAUGUUGGAUUCGUUCGAAACGGAGAACGAAAUUAUCGCCGUAACGGAAUUCGCAAAAACCGAUCUACAUAGCUUGCUUCGUGAUGGAUCACUUGGAGAACCAAAAACGCAGAAGAUCACUUACGAUCUGGUGUCGGCGCUGUAUUACUUGCAUUCGCAUCGGAUUCUACAUCGGGAUUUGAAGCCGCAGAAUAUUCUCCUGGACAGGAACAUGACGGCAAAGCUGUGCGACUUUGGAUUCGCUAGAAACAUGACGAUGGGAACUCACGUUCUGACGUCCAUCAAAGGAACUCCUCUCUACAUGGCUCCAGAACUGCUGGAGGCCAAACCGUACGAUCAUCAUGCUGAUUUGUGGUCUUUGGGUUGUAUCAUAUAUGAAAUGCUUGCUGGAGAACCACCAUUCAGUUCCACUUCAAUGAUUCACCUGGUGAAACUUAUCAGGAAUCAGUACAUAAAAUGGCCCAGUUUUCUCACCUCGAAUUGCAUUUCUUUUGUGCAAGGAUUACUAGAGCGGGACACCAGUCAUCGAAUGCCAUGGACCACUAUCAUAAAUCACCCUUUUGUUAAAGGUCACAUUGUUAUACUGAAAGAGGACAUACCCGAGUCACCCUUCACGAAUCCACUCACCGCUUCUCAAAGCAGCGAGAAGCGGAAGCAAACGAAUCGAAUAAUUUACGGUGAAAAUUACGAAUACUUAAAGUAUGGAACGAAGCGUCCAACAAAAGCAGCGAAAGGGUUGAACGAGGAAGAUCUGGCUUCUUCUAGGGACAGCAUGAAUGUUAUUCUGCAGAGUGAUAUGGAGUAUGCGGAAACAGAUGCAGAAGAAGCUGCUGUGACCUUGAUCCCCAAAAGGAGUUCACCAGAUAACGAUAAAAAUCCUAUGAAGGAAAGUGAUGAAUCGCGUCGAAUCAAUCCGGAAGGUUUCACCGUAGAAUAUCAUCAUCCUUUGGGCGAAAACGCUGAACUCGUCCAAGACAAUCCCAAUCUGGUGAUGAACAACUUCAACGACAACUUCCCUCUCCUGGACAAAAACGCGCAAAAGUUCAUCUCCACUGACGAACUCGCAAACAGACUGAAUAGCAUUAACCUACAAAAUCAAUCGCUCAAAUUCAAAUCCCAAGAGCUGGAGCGACGAAAACUCAGCCAAAACAUCGACAACUUCUCCGUGCGUCUCGAAUCCGAGCGAAAUGCCCAAACCAACACUCAAAAGUCAACCGACGAUCUCCCUCAAUCCGACAAGAAAUCAGAAAAGAUCACUCCAACCCUGCUGCCAGGUUGGGACUCCUGUGACGAAUCGCAAAAUCCCCCGAUCGAAAACGAAGAAUGGCUCGUGUUCCUCCAGAAGUCCAUGCAGGAAAUCCUGGACGGCGAACUGGACUCCCUAAAGCAGCAGAACUUCGUCAGCAUAAUCGUGGCCCCGCUCCGGAACUGCCGGGCCAGUGCCAAAGUCAUCGAAAACGUCGCCCACCUGCUCAGCCUGCCCCUUUCCAUCGAUGCCCCUCCCGCCAUACUCCACGACAUCCUGAGCGUCUACGCCGAACUGAAACUCGUCCCCAACCUGGUGUACGCCUCCAAGCUUCUCUGCAACAAGAAGCUCAACUCGUCCAACAGCGAAAGUCAGUCGUCGCCCAUCCCCACUCCUCUGACCACGUCCAACUCCUCAAUCCGAUUGCUCUCCUCGCUGGACUGCGACGAGGUCAAAACCCUGACGGCCGUGUACGAUCUCAUCUGCUUCCUGAUCCACUCCGGGGAGAACUUCCUGAAGCAGUUCUGCGACGCGAUCGAAAUCCUCGGCGUCAAGGAGCUGUUCGUGAACUUCAUCAACGCCGUCCGAUCGAGCGAGGAGUACGUGCGGUUGAGCUGUGCCAUCCUGGCCGUGCUGAACUGUGCCUUGCGGGAGCUGCCGGAGAAUGCGGAAAUCGUGGAGCAGAUCGUGUUUCACGAGAAUGUGAACCUGAUUCAGAUGCUUCGGCACGGGGACUCCAUUUUGAGACAUAGAACGUGCAUGCUGCUGAGAAUUUUGGCGAGGUUCAGCUGCUUGGCCCUUCAAAAGCACUGGAACAACGAAAUCAAAGAGUCGUUGGAGAAUCUGCUGGAAGAUCAGGAUGUCGACAUAAAUAUGGAAGCAAAAUGUGCAUUGGACGAAUUUAAAUACCUUUCCUUUAUAACGGCUGAUACGGCGAGUUGAAUAAAUAUAAGCUACAACA